This is a messenger RNA of Racocetra fulgida, 144 nucleotides long. Lineage: Eukaryota; Fungi; Glomeromycota; Glomeromycetes; Diversisporales; Gigasporaceae. The record is from the annotation of a GenBank genome assembly.
CUAAAAGUGCUAUUGAAAUUCAAGAAUCAAAUACAAAAAAACGUCAGCGUGUAUCUAAUAUUGAAACAAAUUUUCAUUCAUCUAAUGAAAAUUCGCAAUCAACUCAAGAUAAUAGAAAGCAGUGUCAAAGAUGUGGUCAAAAAG